GCUUAAAUAACCUUUCGCUUCCGAGAAGGAAAGAAAAUAAAUCUAGAGAACCUUUCUAAAUCCUUAAAAGGUCAGUCAUAAAUUUGGAAGGAUAUUUAUGUGACAACUCUGAUUUCAGCCCAGAACCGGUUAGUCAGCACAUUCACAAACAUUAGUUUGGACUGUUGAAAUGGCGACGGUGAUGCUUCCUGAUAAAAAAAAAUACCCAUUGAAUAACCGUACAUGAAUUUGUUCCUUUUGCGUCAGAGCUCUCGCAAUCAGUGUGCUCGACUAACCGGAACCAGAAAAGAAUAUAAGAGCCUUUGAUGGAUCAGUAUUUUACAACCAUCUAAAUUGCAAACUCUUGUAGAGUGAUUGGUGUGGUUGGAAAAAAAUAGCCACAGUACUCCUACGCUACCCUCGCUUUCCGCGAACACGACGAGAAAAACUCCACUGGAACGCACCAAUUCCGGUAGCACCAUUGUUUGUGUUAUUACGUGAUUCUGUGCCAACUUCGGGGUGGGGUCGGCUUCUUGUUCGCUAUUUGUAUAAAGAGAAACAUCCUUCGGAGAGAAAACUCGGAAUGCUCGGCAUGCCGACCACUCGACGACGGCUGUCACUAAAAUCAGCAGAUUCGUGUGUCCGGCGGUAAACAGCGGUAUAAAAGCUGGAUAACAGAGUGAGACGACUUAAUCGUUACACGCACCGGUAAGGUCAACAGCAGCUGAAUUCCUCAAUUCAAAGAAGUCACAAAGCAGGUAGCCCUGACAUCCCGUACAAAAUUAUCAUCAACAUGGCGUGGGAACAACUUCGGUCUUGGAUUAUUUAUGUUUUAUGCCUGUCAUCAUGUCUUGCAAUGCCCACGAGAAAACCGUCUUCGCAUUCUGCAGACACCCAAGCUCUAGAGAACAGUGGAAUUAACCCGCUGGAUGUGAUGAAUAACAACGUUGUUACAAUCCACAAGUACAAAAGGUUGUACUCCAAGAACAGCGCCAAGUUUGUGCGAAUCCACAACGGUAAAGUGGACGGCUUCGGUGACAAACACGAAUUAAGUGUUAAGAUCAAGCUGGAAUCAGUUGGAUCUGGGGGUCAAAUUAUAUUGAAGUCAUACGAUGGAAGUCUCUGCUUAUGUCUCGACAAGCAUGGGUCAGUCGUUGCAAAAUUGUCGACGCAAGGCAAGACAAACCAAGGUUGCGUGUUUUUCCAAGAUCUUUCAUCCAAGGGAUACACGAGAUUUCGCUCAAAGCUUAACGCCCAAUGGUACCUGGCGAUAACAAGAGAUGGCAGAACAAAAUCGGCGAGAAAAACACACCCAUAUCAGAGAUCUGUCCAAUUUAUAGAAAUGAACUGACACGAUUAUUCUCUAGGUUAUAUCUAUAUCAAAUUCAUGAGAUUAUUUAAAUUAUUUAUUCAAGAAUUUAUAUUUAUUGUUUACAAAAAGGACAUAAUAUUGUCAAGACUACAUAUAGUCAAUAUUACAUUGCUACGAUCCGAAUGAUCGUUAUACUAGUUUCAUGCGGUGUCACGUGUCAUAACGAUUUUUUCAUCGCCGCGACUUGAGUCUCAGAGAACCUGCAAGGCCAGGGGCCAAUAAAGAGAGCCAGAGAAAAUUAGGUAUAAUAUAAAAUAUCUACUUAGCUAUCUGAUUGAAAUUUACAAUAUAAUUUAUUUUAGUAUGUUGAAUUAUACAGCGUAUUCGAUAUUCGAAAAAUGAAGUUACUUUGAUCGAAAGAGAAACUACCAGAUAUUGUUCCAGACUAUUUACUAAACAAGUUAAUCACUUUUUUCUCAAAGAUGUAAAAGAUAAGGAACAAGUUAUUAACUCUCCAAAGAAGUUGUAGCCUUUGCCUUUUCAUGUGCAUCAUUUAUUUAUGAAGAAUAUGUUCGUCUGUACAACUCGUUAUUCAAAUCGUUAGUUAUAUUUAUUAGAUAAUUUUUUGUCCUUGUAAUAUUUAUAUUAUUUAUAUACUUAUUUUUUAAAUUAACUUCCAUGGCCAAAGGCCUCUAAAUUAUAGUUAUUUAUUAUUUAUUUAUGAAAAGAAUGAAAAAGAUCAUAUUUAUUGAUUUCCGAAGAGUG
Molecule: messenger RNA, 2056 nt
Organism: Orbicella faveolata
Lineage: Eukaryota; Metazoa; Cnidaria; Anthozoa; Scleractinia; Merulinidae
Product: fibroblast growth factor 2-like
Molecular function (GO): growth factor activity
Source: RefSeq, a predicted model, not a curated record